Brassica napus (rape) is the source of this 2930-nucleotide messenger RNA. RefSeq names its product putative cyclic nucleotide-gated ion channel 19. The record is from RefSeq and is a predicted model, not a curated record. The transcript is spliced from 11 exons. The coding region runs from base 684 to 2930 and encodes 748 amino acids. Gene Ontology annotation, cellular component: membrane. Gene Ontology annotation, biological process: transmembrane transport; monoatomic ion transport. NCBI's taxonomy places the organism in Eukaryota, Viridiplantae, Streptophyta, Magnoliopsida, Brassicales, Brassicaceae. Gene Ontology annotation, molecular function: monoatomic ion channel activity.
AAUAAGAUGAUAAUAAGAUAAUUUGGAAACAAAUAUUAACAAAAAAGGAAGUCAAAUAAAAUAUAUUAAUAAUGAUCUUUUAAUAAUUAAUUAAUAUUAUCAUUGUAAUUAUGAAAGGUAUUGCCUUUUGAUAAUAAGGUGAUUUGGAAACAAAUACUAACAAAAAGAAAGUUGAAUAGUACAUUAACAAUGAUAUUUAAAUAAUUAAUUAGUUGUUAUCAUUGUAGUUAACAUUAUAAUAAUUAGUUUAAUAGCGAUACACAUAAAACAGAUUUUUUAAAUAAUAUUAUAGAAAUGUUUAGAUGAAACUUGUUUUUCUAAAAACUCUAAGAUAAUUUUAUUAAUGAUAUAUAACAUAAUUCACAUGUUAUAACGGUUCUCAAUUAAUAUAUAAGAGAUUACACGAAAUACUUUUUUCCAAGUUUCAUGGAGGCAUAAGUUUUCAGCAAACGAUCCAGUAUGUAACAUUUAAUUUUUGUUUUCAUCUUGACUAAUAGAGAUUCCUUCAACGUUAGAUGCUUUUCCAUUUUCACUAUAAAAUUGUAUAAUACUUCAUUCUUGACGGGCUAACUCAAAAAACACAAGUCUCUGUCAUCUGUCUUCUCCUUCUUCUCUGUUUCAUCGUUUUGUACUUUUCUCCAGCUAACCUUAGGCUUUUGGUGGACCAUCUUCUCGUCCAGAACAUGGCUUCCCCGAACGAAAACGAAAGCGACGAGUUUCCCAUGCUUCGUCAAUUUCCAGAAGCAAGAUCUCGUGCUUUACACUCGAGGAAUCGUAGCAUUUCCUUCUCUGAUUCAACUUACUCCAGUAACAGAGUUGAAAACUCAAGUGGCCCUCGUCGAACACAGAGUAGACCAUCUCCUUCCGUGCACAUGAGUGGUCCUCUUUACGAUACUCGUAGACCUGAUCAGUCUUUCUUCCCUCCCUCUCCUGUUCAACCUCCUGCAUCCUCCCUCUCCUCCUCUACCGUUGAUAUUCCUUCCGAAGAAGUUGUUGAAGCCCUCUUGAAAAACGCAAAUCUAUUGAAAUCUGGACAGCUAGGGAUGUGUAAUUAUCCUUACUGUACUACUUGUCCUUCUUACUACAACCGCCAAGCUGCUCAGUUUCACACUUACGGAGUAGUUUCUGACUCUAGGACCCAAGUAAAUGUUACACACAACCGCCAAGCUCUGCAUGAUUAUGAUAGAGGCUGGGCUAAGCUGCUUGCUUCCUAUGUUCGUAGAUGCCUACCUGGAAUCAUAAAUCCUCAUUCCAAAUUCGUUCAAAUGUGGACUCGUUUCUUAGCCUUUUCAUGCUUGCUGUCUAUCUUUAUAGAUCCUGCCUUCGUAUACCUCUUAUUAAUCAGAGAUGACAACAAAUGCACAGAUAUUGAUUGGCCUAAGGCGACAUUAUUUUUGUUUCUGAGAACUAUGUCGGAUUUUGUAUUCUUCAUUAACAUUCUGCUUCAGUUUCGGUUGGCCUAUGUAGCUCCUGAGUCUAGAAUAGUUGGUGCUGGCCAGUUAGUUGAUCAUCCAAGGAAAAUUGCUUGUAAUUACUUGCGAGGCAAGUUUUUUCUUGACGUGGUGAUAGUCUAUCCUGUGCCACAGCUGAUGAUAUUAUCGAUACUACCCAAGUCAGAAUUUGAGGAGAACGCUAUAAUUGGCAUAUUUCUAUUCCAGUACAUUCCAAAGCUAUACAGGCUUCUUCCACUUAUUGCUGGACAAACACCAACCGGGUUCAUAUUUGAGUCAGCUUGGUCUAAUUUUAUAAUUAAUCUUCUCACCUUCAUUCUUGCUGGUCAUGCUGUUGGUUCUUUCUGGUAUCUUGCAGGGCUCCAGAGAGUUAACAAAUGCUUGUUACAAGCUGGGAAUUUUACGAUGGAUGAACGUAGAUAUCUUAUAGACUGUACUUCUGGGGAUAGCUAUCUACGAGCUCUCUGGAGAGAUAGUGAGAGUGUUAAUGCUUGUUUUCAAGACGGUGGCUUUUCAUUUGGGAUCUAUUUGAAUGCAGCUAAUCUUACCACUCAACCUAAUAUCUUCACAAGAUUCAGUUUCUCUCUGUUUUGGGGCUUCCAGCAAAUAAGCACACUUGCUGGAAACCAAACCCCAAGUUACUCAGUAGGGGAGGUUUACUUUACGAUGGGCAUCAUCGGACUAGGGCUUUUGCUUUUUGCGCGGCUUAUCGGUAACAUGCAUAACUUCCUUCAAGCUCUUGAUAGAAGGAGGACGGAAAUGAUGCUGAGACAGCGUGAUGUGGAACAGUGGAUGAGCCAUAGACUGUUGCCAGACGAUAUAAGAAAGAGGGUGCGAGAGGCUGAGCGGUUCAAUUGGGCUGCUACUAGAGGAGUUAAAGAGGAGCUGAUUUUUGAGAAUAUGCCUGAUGAUAUUCAGAGAGAUAUAAAACGCCAUCUCUUCAAGUUUCUCAAGAAGGUGUGGAUAUUUUCUUUGAUGGAUGAAUUGAUCUUAGAUGCCAUCCGUGAGAGGCUGAAACAAAGGAGGUACAUAAGGAGUAGCACGGUGUUGCGCCGUAAAGGUCUAGUUGAGAAAAUGGUAUUCAUAGUGAGAGGUGAGAUGGAGAGCAUUGGAGAAGACGGUUCUGUUCUGCCAUUGUCAGAAGGAGACGUUUGUGGUGAAGAACUCCUCACUUGGUGCCUCGAACGCUCUUCGGUAGACCCUGAUGGAACGAGGAUAAAGAUGCCGACAAAAGGUUUGGUUAGCAACAGAAGUGUUAGGUGUGUGACAAACGUGGAGGCGUUUUCGCUGAGUGUAGCAGAUCUUGAAGAUGUAACGAGUUUGUUCUCUAGAUUCCUAAGGAGCAAUCGUGUGCAAGGAGCCAUAAGGUAUGAGUCUCCUUAUUGGAGGCUACGAGCAGCUAUGCAGAUUCAAGUGGCUUGGAGAUACCGAAGGAAACGACUUGAGAGAAAAAAACAGAAUGGUGACAUAGAUGAGUGA